AUGCAGGUGGUUGUGGACAACGGCGUGGUGCAGGUGACGCUGUCGAAACCGCAGGGCCACAUCACCGGCGUCCGCUACAACGGCGAGCGCAACCUCCUGCACUUCGACGGCAGCGAAAACUCAGGAGGGUACUGGGAUGUGGUGUGGAACUACCGGGGCUCCGAUCAGCCAAGAGGAAUGAUCGACAUGUUGGACAGUACGGAGUUCAAGGUCGUGGUUUCAACUGAGGACCAAGUGGAGCUCUCUUUCAGCAGCACAUACAAUCCGUCACGCCAAGACAGUGUUCGCCUGAAUGUUGACAAGAGGCUUGUGAUGCUGAAAGGCAGCUCCGGUUUCUACUGUUACGCCAUCAUGGAGCACACCAGCGACUACCCUGCUCUCAACAUCUCCGAGGCUCGACUGGCUUUCAAGCUCAACACUGACAAGUUCAACUACAUGGCGAUUUCAGACGACAUACAGAGGUACAUGCCGAGCGCGGCGGACAGGGACGAGCCACGUGGCACGCCGCUGGCCUACAAGGAGGCCGUGCUGCUGGUGAACCCGCAGGAGCCGCAGUUCAAGGGCGAGGUGGAUGACAAGUACGAGUACUCCAUGGACAACAAGGACAACGCCGUCCAUGGCUGGAUCACCGGCGGCGGCGGCCCCAUCGUCGGCUUCUGGGUCAUCACUCCCAGCAACGAGUUCAAGAGCGGCGGACCCAUGAAGCGGGAGCUCACCUCCCAUGUCGGCCCCACCUCGCUCACUAUGUUUCUUGGCACGCAUUACGUCGGGAACGACAUCGUGCUCAGCGUCGGCGACGGCGAGUACUGGAAGAAGGUGAUGGGGCCGGUCUUCAUCUACCUCAACUCCGGCCCCAGCCGCGGCGGCCACGUCAGGGCGCUCUGGGACGACGCCAAGGCGAUGGCGCGUGCGGAGGCCGGCAAGUGGCCGUACAGCUUCCCGGAGUCGCCGGACUUCGCCAAGGCCGACGAGAGGGGCUCCGUCGCAGGCAGGCUGGUGGUCCAGGACACGUUCACGAGCACCGCCGCCGACGUUCCCGCCUUGACGACGGCGUACGUCGGGCUCGCCGCGCCCGGGCAGGCUGGCAGCUGGGCGACGGAGUGCAAGGGCUACCAGUUCUGGACGACGGCGGACGCGUCCUGCGGCGGCGGCGGCGGGUUCAGCUUCACCAUCGGCAACGUCCGGCCGGGGGUGUACAGCGUCUACGCGUGGGUUCCCGGGGUGCUCGGAGACUACGUGUCGGCUUCCUCGGUGACCGUGACUGCAGGCGGCGCCGUGGUCGACCUCGGCGAGCUCGUGUUCCGGCCACCCAGGUCGGGCCCGACGGUGUGGGAGAUCGGCGUCCCCGACCGGACCGCCGCGGAGUUCUUCGUCCCCGACGUGGAUCCCAGAUACGCCAACAGGCUCUUCAUCAACAAGGACAGGUACAGGCAGUACGGGCUGUGGGCGAGGUACGCCGAGCUGUACCCUGACGGCGACCCCGUGUUCACCGUCGGCCAGAGCGACGCUUCCAAGGACUGGUUCUUCGCGCACGUCACCAGGAAGGUCGGCGACGGCGACGGCGACGGCGACGGGCGGUACGCGGCGACGACGCGGGAGAUCCGGUUCACGCUGGACCGCGUGGUGGCCGACGGCACCUACACGCUGCGCGUGGCGCUCGCGGCCGCGCAGAUGUCGAGGCUGCAGGUGCGCGUGAACGGGAGGGGAGGAGGUGGGUUGGCGGCGGAGCUGACGACGCCGGAGUUCGGCGGCGGGAACGCCAUCGCGCGGCACGGCAUCCACGGCGUGGAGUGGAGCUUCGAGUUCCCGAUCAGAGGGUACAUGCUGCAGGAGGGCGAGAACAGCGUCAGCAUCACGCAGACCAGGGCCGCCGGCGAGUUCCUCGGAGUCUUGUACGACUACCUCCGCCUCGAGGCACCUCCCGGGUCAUGGCGAGACCCCACGACGGCGGCGAGGGCGAGGACGAGGACGACGCGGCGUGCGUGAUCGACGAGGACAAGAAGAAAGAGGUUAGUCGGAUAGGUUUGAUCUUGUCACGAAACUUGUCCACCCGUGUUAAAACUCUCGAUUUGUUCUUAGUGUUUGUAUUUUUUAAAUUUGAUGAGUCAUCAAGUUGAGGGUUCGAAGC
Molecule: messenger RNA, 2128 nt
Organism: Sorghum bicolor (sorghum)
Lineage: Eukaryota; Viridiplantae; Streptophyta; Magnoliopsida; Poales; Poaceae
Product: rhamnogalacturonate lyase B
Exons: 6
Coding region: 1-1986 (661 amino acids)
Biological process (GO): carbohydrate metabolic process
Molecular function (GO): carbohydrate binding; catalytic activity
Source: RefSeq, a predicted model, not a curated record